CCUCAUAACAACCCAAACUAAUUAAGCAAUUAGAGCUUUUAAGAAAAAUAAUUUUUUUUUUUUUAAAAAAAAGCCCUGAAAAACAAACCUAAGAAAAAUGGAGAACACAAAUAAUGAAAAUUAUGAGAAAAUUGAUUUCUUACAAGCUCAAGAAGAGGUGUGCAAACACCUCUUUGCCUACGCAGAUAGCCUUGUGCUUAGAUCUGCCAUUGAGCUCCGCAUUGCGGAUAUCAUACACUCCAAUGGCCAACCUAUGAGCUUGUCCGAACUCGCCUCGAAACUCGAGGCACCCUCCCCAAACCUCUCAUCUCUUGCACGCAUCAUGCGUGUGUUAGCCCGAAAGAAAAUCUUCACGGUUAAUUAUGAGAAAUUGUCUUUGUCGCCGGGUGAUGAUGAACCCGGCGUAGCCUUGUAUGGACUAACCCCAACCUCAAAGUGCCUCUUGCAUGAUCAAGAGUUAAGCUUUGCCCCUAUUUUUCUAACCUUCACCCACCCUGUGAUGGUGGAUGGAUGGUUCGAAAUAGGCCGUUCGAUUAAGGAGGGAGGAACGCCUUUCGAGUUGGCUCAUGGUGCACCAUUAUGGGAGAUGACAUCUAAGGAUGCCAAUGUUAAUAAGUUGUUUAUUGCCGGCAUGACCGCGGCUUCUAAUACAUCCUUAGAUGCCAUCAUAAGUGAGUAUAAGGAUGGGUUUAAUGGGAUGGAAGGUACACUUGUUGAUGUUGGGGGUAAUGUUGGAAAGGUGGUGUCUUCCAUUGUUAAGGCAUACCCUCAUAUUAAAGGUAUAAAUUUUGAUCUUCCUCCUACUAUUGCAAAUGCUCCUCAAUACCCUGGAGUUACUCAUGUUGGAGGAGAUAUGUUUAAGGAGAUUCCUUCUGCUGAUAAUGUUAUCAUCAAGUCCGUUUUACAUGAUUGGGGCGACGAGGAAGCAUUGCUCAUCCUAAAGAAGUGUCAAGAAGCAGUUGCUGAAAAGAAAGGAAAGGUGAUCAUUGUGGACAUGGUUCUUCAUCCCGAUCGCCACGCGAUGUUCGACGAUGCAUCCAUAGCCCUUGAUCUCUUGAUGAUGGUGACUUUUAGUGCUAAAGAGAGGACUGAAGAUGAAUGGAAGAAAUUGUUGAAUGAAGCAGGAUUUACUCAUAUUAACUUCAUACCACUUCAUACCUCAAUGUCAUUCUCAAUAAUUGAGGUUUUUAAUUAAAUCAUCUCCAGAGAUUUUAUUGCAUUGAAGCAAACCAUGCGUUAUUGAUUGAAAAUAAAGAAUGCCAAAGUUUAUGUAUUCUAAUAAGUUUAAGUCAACAUUGCGUUACAUGGACGGUGCCUUAUGUUAUUACAAAGUAUAAUAUUAAAAAAUUGUAAGUUGUGUGAUAAGGAGUAAUAUAUUGUGUGGAAAUUGAAAUACGAUUUGUCUCGUUAGAGUAUGGAGCGGAGCGUUGACUUUCUUUCAUUUUGGCUAUGGAAAGUGAUGUUACAUGUGUUACUGUGUAAUAUGCCAUUCGAUUUAGUCAUCAUAUUCAAACUGUAAUGAACAUUACUUCUCGAGUA
This is a messenger RNA of Chenopodium quinoa (quinoa), 1539 nucleotides long. RefSeq names its product (R,S)-reticuline 7-O-methyltransferase-like. The record is from RefSeq and is a predicted model, not a curated record. Gene Ontology annotation, biological process: methylation. Bases 98 to 1195 code for a protein of 365 amino acids. NCBI's taxonomy places the organism in Eukaryota, Viridiplantae, Streptophyta, Magnoliopsida, Caryophyllales, Amaranthaceae. The transcript is spliced from 2 exons. Gene Ontology annotation, molecular function: S-adenosylmethionine-dependent methyltransferase activity; O-methyltransferase activity; protein dimerization activity.